CGGAACGAUCGCUCAGCGCGUAGAAAGAGCCAGCGGACGUUGCAGAAGCAGAUCGCGCAGACCGAAGACAGCGAUGCGGAGGAUGACGUUCGAGAAGACGCUAUAGCGCACGCAAUUCUGGGCGAAGACGAGGGCGACGAGGAUGAAGAGGUGGACGAUGCGGUGGACGUGGGCCACCCAGCGACACCCUCCAAGACUGGCAGGCAGGGAGGACGACCCAAAGGCCGACGGCGUGAACGUACUCCGAGUCCGCCGCCUGAUAUGCCGCCUCAUGAGCUGUACUUCUUUCAGAAUCGGGCAGGCGGCAAUAGGACUUCUGCCAACACAAUGCCCUCGCACCUGCUGUUGAACCACGAGGACUACUUUGCGCAGAUGAAUGCUUACAAAGAUCCUCACGACACAGACAUGAAAAUGCUCAGGGAACUACAUGCGCGAGCAUAUGAUCAAUGGAUGUUUGAGCUGGAAGAAAACUUCAAUCUCUGCUUCUACGGCUAUGGUUCCAAACGAGACCUGCUGAUGGACUUUGCCGAGCACAUGUACUACCAAUGCGAGAAGUCGCCGAAUAUUGUGGUAGUCAAUGGGUACACACCUGGUCUCACCAUACGUGACGCUCUCAAUUCGCUGGCUGGCGUUGUGCUUCCAAAAAGCACUAAGCUCCCAGCACAGCCGACGGCAAUGCUCGAUUUGCUUUCAACUACGCUCACAGAAAGUCCGCCAAAACAAAAGAUCGUCCUCAUCAUUCACUCACUUGAUCACGCCAACCUUCGCAAAUCUGCAACGCAGACGCUGGUCGCGAGAUUGGCUUCACACGCCAGCAUAUCGCUGUUGGCUUCGUGCGACACGCCGAACUUUCCACUCCUGUGGGACGUAUCACUUUCGUCUCAACUACGCUUCCUCUAUCACGACGCGACGACCUUUGCACCAUACACAGCUGAGAUCGAAGUUGUGGAAGAGGUGAAUGCUCUGCUGGGCAGAAGCAGCCGGCGCUUAGGUGGCAAAGACGGGGUUGGCUACGUGUUGAAAUCGCUACCAGAGAAUGCGCGAAGCUUAUUUCGCAUCCUCGUCGCAGAGCAGCUUGCAUUGGCCGACACUGAAGACGAUGCUCUGCUCAACGGUGCUUCGGCGCCUGCGCCGAACGCACCGAUCGGCAUUGAGUACAGGACAUUGUAUCACAAGGCAGUGGAAGAGUUUGUUUGUUCGAGUGAGGUGAACUUUAGGACACUACUGAAGGAAUUCCACGAUCACCAAAUGAUCGAAAGUCGGAAAGACGGGCUUGGCACCGAGCGACUUGUCGUUCCCUUCAGGAGAGAGGAGCUGGAGUCGAUACUAGAGGAGCUGGUAUGA
This is a messenger RNA of Pseudocercospora fijiensis CIRAD86, 1344 nucleotides long. RefSeq lists its product as uncharacterized. NCBI's taxonomy places the organism in Eukaryota, Fungi, Ascomycota, Dothideomycetes, Mycosphaerellales, Mycosphaerellaceae. The annotation marks the transcript as partial. Gene Ontology annotation, biological process: DNA replication. Gene Ontology annotation, cellular component: nuclear origin of replication recognition complex; nucleus. The record is from RefSeq and is a predicted model, not a curated record. Gene Ontology annotation, molecular function: DNA replication origin binding. The transcript is spliced from 2 exons.